Molecule: messenger RNA, 811 nt
Organism: Apis laboriosa (Himalayan honeybee)
Lineage: Eukaryota; Metazoa; Arthropoda; Insecta; Hymenoptera; Apidae
Product: coiled-coil domain-containing protein 103
Exons: 3
Coding region: 16-735 (239 amino acids)
Biological process (GO): inner dynein arm assembly; epithelial cilium movement involved in extracellular fluid movement; determination of left/right symmetry
Cellular component (GO): outer dynein arm
Source: RefSeq, a predicted model, not a curated record
UUCGAAUCGUGAUAAAUGAGCAAAUUAAGAUUGCCUAUAGAUUAUAAAAAUAUGCAAUUAGAACUCUUAGAGGCUCUUAAAGAAGAUGAAUUAUAUAAAUUACAAAAUGAUGCUAAAAUUAGAGCAGUGGAACAAAAUGUACCUACAUAUGAAGAUUUCAGACAAAUGGUAAAUGCUGCUCAUUUAAAACCUUUAAAACACUCCGAUAUUAAAUAUGAGGUAAAAAAAUUAUGGAAUCCUAUUAUUUGUACCAAUAAUUCAAAUAUGAUGCCGUUUAACAAUCCAGAAGAAGAUCAGUCUAAAGAUCGUCUAAAAUUAAAAGAGAAUGAAAAUAUUUUUAAAAAUGAAAUACCCAUUACAUAUGAUCAAUUUAUACAAUUUUGGAAAACGAUUAAAGAAUAUAAAGAAAAAUUUAAUUAUCUUAAAAUUUUAAGACAUAACUUACGAGAGAAAAUUUUUUACACAGAAAUUCCUCCAACAUUAUUUGUCGAACUAAUAGACAUAUGCUUACAAAAUGUUUCGGAUGUGAAUAAUAUCGAAUUCAUUAUUGAUAUUUUAUGCAUUUUGAGUAAAUGUAAUCGAUUUUACUUGACAAUGAAUUUUAUGAAAGAAAACGAAAAAGAAAUGUGUACACAACUUUUUCACAAUUUAUUUAAAAAUGGAGAAUAUCAAAAUGAAACAUUUAAGGAUACAAUAAAAAAAUUAGCGUUACAUUAUAAAGUUGUACUUGAAUAAUAAAUAUUAUAAUGAUUAAUCUAUUUACACACAAUCUAUAAAAUAAAAUAUUAUUUAUAGAAUAUAGAAAAAAUCA